Messenger RNA from Monosiga brevicollis MX1, 1079 nucleotides. RefSeq lists its product as uncharacterized. NCBI's taxonomy places the organism in Eukaryota, Choanoflagellata, Craspedida, Salpingoecidae. Gene Ontology annotation, biological process: protein dephosphorylation. The transcript has 5 exons. The coding region runs from base 22 to 999 and encodes 325 amino acids. Gene Ontology annotation, molecular function: protein serine/threonine phosphatase activity. The record is from RefSeq and is a predicted model, not a curated record.
GAAACGAGCAACCAAGUCAUUAUGGCAGCUCCAACCGCCAAUGACGAGGCGGCAGCGAAGCGCCCCAAAAUUCAGCCGAGCCGGUUUUUUGCUGGACAUGCCGAGCGCCGGGGUGCCCGAGAGGCCAUCGAAGAUGUCUGCGUCGUGCAAGAGCAGCUAGAUCUGCAACGACAGGCCUGUGCACGAAUAUCGUCGGCUGCUUAUUUUGCCUGCUUUGAUGGGCAUGCAGGACGACGAGCUGCCGAUCAUUGUGCGGAGCACAUGCUGCCGCAUAUUCUUGCACAUUUGCCAUCGUUGUCUGAUUUUGGUUCCAAGGAGUGCGCAACCAAGAUACGCAAAAGCCUUGGACAAGCCUUUGCAGCCGAGGAUCGUGAGUUUUUGGCGCUGGCCCGGGCUGGCCAGCCUCAGUGGAAGGAUGGGUGCACAGCAACAGUGUGCCUGGCUCUCAACGAUGUUCUGUUCACUGCCAAUGUGGGAGAUGCGAAAGCUAUACUCGUGCGUUAUAAGGAAGCGCCAACCGUGGCCGACACUGAAUCGGUGUUGCCGAUGUUGGUCGACCAGGACAUUGCGACACUAGUCCUGACCAAGGACCACAAUCCCGUGGUGUACGAGGAGCGCCAACGCAUUCAAAAGGCUGGGGGUAGCGUGACGGACAAUCGUGUGCAAGGCGUCCUGGGCGUCUCGCGUUCAAUUGGCGACGGCCGCUACAAGCAUCUCGGGGUCAGCAGCCAGCCGUUUACGAGCAAGUGCACAUUGGACCCCAACAAGGAUCUCUUUCUCGUGCUGGCUUGCGAUGGCUUGUGGGGAACCCUAUCAGCCUCUGAUGUGAUUCAAUUCUGCAUGAAGGCCUUUGGUGAAGCAGAGCAGGACGACCAGUUGGCUGGCCAACCCAAACUGCAGGCAACACAUGUGGCCGCUCGAUUGGCCAAUCAUGCUGUGGAGAAGGGUGCCUCGGACAAUGUUUCAGUGCUCUUGGUGCGCUUUGCAACCAAGCCCUAACUUGCCACAGCUGAUUGCUCAUAACAACACAAAACAACAAGUGCCCCCCGAUUCUUCCGAGUUGAAUUGAUAUACCAGUC